Messenger RNA from Sphaeramia orbicularis (orbiculate cardinalfish), 3150 nucleotides. RefSeq names its product Rho guanine nucleotide exchange factor (GEF) 16 (gene arhgef16). Gene Ontology annotation, biological process: activation of GTPase activity. The transcript has 15 exons. The coding region runs from base 207 to 2324 and encodes 705 amino acids. The record is from RefSeq and is a predicted model, not a curated record. Lineage: Eukaryota; Metazoa; Chordata; Actinopteri; Kurtiformes; Apogonidae. Gene Ontology annotation, molecular function: protein binding; guanyl-nucleotide exchange factor activity.
GGCGCGCGUCGGAGGAAUAAUAUGUGUCAGAGUGGAAGGGAGGACGGACAGAAGCAGAGGACUGACAGACUGACUGACUAACAGACGGGCAGGACCGCAGCUCUGAGACCCACACGGACCCACACGGACUGCACAGUGGCUUCUCCAGACUCCUCCGAUGUUGUAGGUACUGAAGACCAGGCCGAGGUCACCGGCAGGAGCAGAUCAUGUCCCAAACCAAGUCACCAAGUCCCAUGGGCGACCAGGCCUCUCUUAUUUUAGAAAACUGCUUCACCACUGAACUCCAUAUAUCUGAGCCAGGUGAUGAGGGCUACCAGUUACCAAGCCGCCCCUCACCCCAAACCAAAACCCCCAUGAUUGAGGAGGAGGUGGCGGAGGAGGAUGUAGUGGACAGGAUUGUGCCUCAGCGGGUGGUUUUAAGCACCCAGAGCCCCGCGGCACUGAGGAUGGGUACCCAGCAGCUGAUCCCCAAGAAUCUAGCCGUGUCCAGCCGGCCUAAAAAUCGCCACCACACCACAGUGGUGACGUUCCCAGUGGGACUGGAACACUCCAGCAGUGGGACGCACAGCCGCCACUCAGCACAGGGGCCCGAUGUGUCCUGGGAGGAUUACGACAGCGAUGGAGAUGGGUUCGCUCUGAGGAGGAACCGCAGGAACAAGUCGUACAGAGCAGCUGUGACCAGUCUGGAUAUUGAAGCCAUGUCUAAAGGAAGUGCACACACACUGAAGCCUGUUAGUGAGGGGAGGUCUGUCAGUCCUGGUCCAGCCCGAAGCCCGGGACGCAAGCGAACUCUGGGGCGAAAGAGGAACCAGAGGCACCGAGGAUCCUUCAAAGAUGCUACACCGCGGCUCUACCAGGACGUCAGGGAGCGGGGGUUACACUCCACCAACCAGGAUGAGCUGCUGGAUGACUUCGUGGUGGUGGAGGCUCCUGUUGAGGAUCAGGGCAUCGUAGUGCAGAGCUACCGGCCGGUGCAGCUCACCUGGAGUCAGCUGCCACAGGUGAAGGAGACGGGCAUCCUGACAAUGAUCUCAUCUCAGGAGAGAAAGAGACAAGAGGCCAUCUUUGAGAUCAUCACCUCAGAGCAUUCGUACCUCCACAGUCUGGGUAUCCUGGUGCGUCACUUCCAGAGCAGCGACGCUCUGAGGAGAACGAUGACAGCCACAGAGCAUCACCACCUAUUCUCCAACAUUUCUGUCAUUCACCAAGUCAGCAAACGGUUUUUUGAGGACCUGGAACGGCGUCACUAUGACAACCCGGUUAUCCGAGACAUUAGCGAUAUUGUGCAAAAUCACGCUUCCCACCACUUUGAACCGUACAUUGUUUACUGCUCCAACGAGACCUUCCAGCAGAGGACGCUGCAGAAGCUGCUGACCAGUAAUGUUGCAUUUAAGGAGGCGUUGAAGCAGAUUGAGUCGAGCAGUGAAUGUGGAGGCCUCCCCAUGAUCUCCUUCCUCAUCCUCCCCAUGCAGAGAGUCACCAGGCUUCCACUGCUGCUGGAUACGAUCUGCCAGAAAACUGCAGAUAAAACAGCAGAGUACUUUGCUGCAGUCUGGGCUCUGCACGCCAUGAGUAAGCUGGUCACAAGCUGCAACGACGGAGCGAGGCGGAUGGAGAGGACGGAGCAGAUGUACACCAUCCAGAAACAGAUGGAUUUUGGUAAAAUUAAGCCGUUUCCACUGGUGUCGUCAUCACGGUGGCUGAAAAAGCGUGGAGAGUUGGCAGUCUGCACGGAGGAGCUCAGCAUCUGGAGGGCGUUCAGCACCAGGAGCUACUACCUGUUUUUGUUCAAUGACGUACUGAUCGUCACCAAGAAGAAGAGUGAGGAGAGCUUCGUGGUGAUGGACUAUGCCACUUUGGAGAAUGUGGAGGUGGAGGUGGUGGAGGAAGCGGAGGGAAAGGCAUCACCGCCGGCCAGAAGCAGCUCCAGUCAUUUUCUGUCCUUCAGACUGUUGAUGAGCAGGAACAGCGAAGGCAGAUCAGAGCACAUUUCUCUGGUGGCUGAUUCCAGGGUGGACCGGGCUCGUUGGAUCGUGGCUCUGACAGAACAUAAGCAGGAAGGUGUCUUCACAUGUAAAGAUGGUCUUCCACAGUACGAGGCCACUAAAGCCUACAUGCCAAAGGAGCCAGAUGAGCUGGGACUACAACAGGCCGAACUAGUCAUCGUUCUAUGUAAAGAAGAUGCCUGGUGCUAUGGGGAGAGGAUGAGAGAUGGAGAAAGAGGCUGGUUUCCUGCCAACUGUGCCACUGAGAUCACCAACCCCACUGCCAUGGAGAACAAUGUGCAGCGUAUGAAGAGGCUGCGCAAAGAGACUAAUGUUUGAACAACUGAGAGGUUCGAUCUGAUGUACAGAGGCAAACAGUAGGAACAGCUGACAGAUUGAUGUCAAAUGAGACUUUGGUGAAUAUGCUGAACAUAGGACUCAAUGAAAUGUUUGCCAAUAAUUAUGUCCAUUAAAUACCAGUAUGUCAAAUUACCUUAUAUUACUGUAUUAUACAAUAUUGUGGAGAUUAGCAAGAGCCAAACUAUAUUAAGGACUGGUUUUAUUUUUGUGUGGGUGUGGACAUGUGUUUUUACUGACUUGUAUUUAAAAAAAAAUUAAUCCAGUGCUUGUUUUAAGUGGAUAAAACAUGCCAUCAUUCAUCUCAUUGUGGAACUUGAAUCUAGUGCUAAAUGAUGCAUUGCUUGUUGCAUCACAUUGUAAUAGUGUAACUCUUAAUAUUGUGUUACCAGGUUUAUAAAGUGACCAAGUCAUUUUGCUUCAGUGAUUACUAAACCAUUUAGUUAAUGGGAUUUUCUUUAACUAUAAAUCAGUCUGGCUGAUUAUACAACAUAUGUACUGGAUCAAACCAAGUCAUAUUUGUCUAAGUUGGAAUAUUCAGAGUACAGAAAUAAAAAGAAUAAAGCAACUACUCUGGACAGUUUCCUGGUUCUGACUUUUAUUUGAGCUUGCAUUUUGUUAAAAUGUUUGAAUACAUAAAAAGUUAUUUAAAAAUGUCAAACUGACCAGAUAUCAAAUUUCAUUUUCUUUAAAAACCAUUUGGUGUAAAAACUUAGGACAGAUUUAGAAAAACAUUUGUUGUUUCCCCAAAACAUUUUGUAACUGUCACAUAAAAAUAAUGGAAAAGAAACAGGUCUGCAUAGAUUCU